AUGCGUCCUGGCUCAGCAACAACAGCAGGAGAGGAGAAGAGGAUGGCGGAGGAUGGAAAAGAAGAGUCAGCGGCGACUGGCGACUCAGACCAGCCAGCAGCCGGACUGGACAGCACCGUCACCACGAUGGUGGAGGAGGGCUCCACUCUCCUGCGCAGGAUGGAGAUCAGUGUCGCUGAGGCAGAGAAACGCAGCGGGAAAAACUCAGUGAACAUGCAGGAGACGUUCACUGUGUACCUCAUCGAAACACGGCCAAUGGAUGCAAUAGCUGAGGGCCGCAACCCAGCCCCUGACUCUCUGUGGCGGAGAUACAGUGAAUUUGAGCUUCUGCGGAAUUACCUUUUAGUCACCUAUCCAUUCAUCGUCGUGCCGCCUCUGCCUGAGAAGAGGGCGGAGUUCGUGUGGCACAAGUUGUCGGCAGACAACAUGGACCCAGACUUUGUGGAGCGUCGCAGGGUCGGGCUGGAGAACUUCUUGCUCCGUGUGGCGUCACAUCCUAUCCUCUCCAAUGACAAGAUCCUCUACCACUUCCUGACUGAGGAACAUGGCUGGAAGGAGGUGGUGUAUGAUACAGGAUUUCAGGCUAAGGCGGACUCCAGGCUGAGAGCUUUGAGUGCCACCUUCAGGGUGAGGAACCCAGACAAACGCUUUGUGGAUAUGAAACACUACAGUGAUGAGCUGCAGUCUCACACUUCUCAGCUGCUCCGAGCACGAGCAAGGGUUGCAGACCGACUUUAUGGUGUGUACAAGGUCCAUGGGAACUACGGAAGAGUCUUCAGUGAGUGGAGUGCAAUAGAGAAAGAGAUGGGAGAUGGACUGCAGAGUGCCGGUCAUCACAUGGAUGCGUAUGCUGCCUCAAUAGAUGAUAUAUUGGAAGAAGAGGAGCAUUACGCAGACCAGCUGAAAGAAUAUCUUUUUUAUGCUGAAGCCCUCAGGGCGGUGUGUAGGAAACAUGAGCUGACCCAGUUUGAGCUGGAGAUGGCGACGCAGGAUCUCGUCUCCAAGAAGCAGCAACGCGAGGAACUGGCUACAGGGAUUGUGCGGACAUUCUCUUUCAAAGGGAUGACCAACAAGCUUUUUGGUCAAGAGGCUCCUGAGCAGAGGGAGGCCAGGCUCAAGCUGCUGGAGGAGCUGAUAGCAGAAGGGGAAGAAUCCGUCAAGGAGAAAACAGCGGAGUGCGAAGAGCAUGUUGAGGGAGGAUGGGUGGACAUGCAACGCUUCAAAGAGCAGAAAGACAAAGAUUUACGGGAGGCACUCAUCAACUAUGCCAUCAUGCAAAUUAGCAUGUGCAAGAAGGGAAUACAAGUGUGGAGCAAUGCCAAAGAAUGUUUUCUCAAGAUGUAAAGUUGGAGCCAUAUUCAGGAGAGUUUCAUCCUCAGUGAUGCAAAAUCAUGUGUGGACGGUGGGCCUGCAUUAACUUUGAGAAAUGAUGGAAAUCUCUUCUCUCUCAGGGAAGAAAUUGCCACUGCUGGUAGUUUGGGAAUUACAGUAAUCAAUAAUGCAAUUGUUUUUUGUUUUGUUUUGUUUUGUUUUUUUGGUUUUGUACUGCCCUAUGUGGAGCUGACUAAAUAAUUUUCAAAUAGUGAGAUGUAAAUAAUCAAGCAGUUGCAUUUGUAAAAUCAACCAACCAAAAAAAAAAAAAAAAAAAAAAAACACCAAACCCAGCAGUCAUAGUGGUCCAAAAUGCAAAAAGCUUGUGUUGGUAACUUUAUAGAGUGGGUGGACUUUCAUCAAAGAUUUGAACUCAAAGACCUCAAACAGCACCCACCAGAGAAUCAGUACCUCGUUUAAAUCACUCCCAAAUGACAUUAUUGCCCCAGCAGCAGCCCAGAUGAUAGGAUUUUUCUUUCAGUGUGUUUAGUUUGGAUUGGUCCCUUUGCGUAUAAUGGUUCUCAAAAUUAUGACAGUAAAGUUACCUGCUUAAGCUUUAAGGAUUACAGUAUUUUUAGAGUCCCUUUAGGGAUUGAGCACAACACGGCCCUGGUAGAAGGGAGAAAACACACUAUAUUUACAUACAGCCUGGAGUUAAAACAUCUCUACAGCAGCCAACUCAGUCACUCAGGAAGUUGUGUUGGAUCCACAAAGCAUGUAGUUUUGGAAGUACAAUUUACAAAAGUACAUAUUACUCAUAUUACUUGCAACUUUUAAAUUUAGUGUGAGAUGGCAGGAGAAAAUCAAAUCAAAUACCUACAAGCAGGAAUACCAAAAUGUCAUGAGUGACUUCAGGCAGAAUACUGAUGCAAGAGUGUCUUUAAUUUUUUGGUAAGCAGGAUUAGGUCGCCACAAAAAAAAAAAAAAAAAAAAAAAACUGCAAAGGAUGAUUUUAAUCAACUUAAUUACUUCUCAAAUUAUAAUAUGCGAUAAUUUCUUAUCUAUACAUAUAGCAUCUUCCUGAAUCCUGUGUCAUUUUAGUUCAUGUGUAUUGGUCCCUCCUUGCUGCUUCAGAGUGUGUUCUCCUGAUUCCUGUCUGCAGUAUGCUUGGUUAUGGUGAAUGUGGGGCCAGUCUCUCUCUCACAGUGCAGUGUGUAUUGCAUGUGGGAAAAUACGCAUGUGCCGAGUUUUAGUGUAUUCACUGCAGAUCACACGAAUUUGAUGACAAGUGAGGCACACAGCCCUGGCCCCACUACUGUGUCAUUUCAUAUUUCAGAGUUGAUCAGCUAUCCUUCAGCCAGAGGGCCACGCUUGGAAUUCAGCAGUGGCGUUACAGUCGGGAAGAACAGGGCAGACUUUCGUAGCUAAGCUAACUUGAGAAAAUGAAAGAGGUGGAUUUUAUACUCGAGAAUAGGUUUGAAACAGUUCAUUUGGGGGAGAAACUGGAAAUAAGGGGCCUUGGUGACCACCAGCAACCUCAUGAGCCAAGUCUUGCCCCUUUAACAAGGUGGCACUGUGCGUAAUGUGUGCGUCUGACGUAGUAAGGAAAUGUUUUCGGCGUUGUGAGUGCCAUGUGCAGGUGUAGUAGUGGCUGCAGCUGCAGUGAGUGCGGGAGUUGUUUGAGCGAAAUAUCCGUAAGUAACGAGAAAGAUACCGCCCGUGUUGUUUACUGUUGCAGUGUGUAGUUUGUUCACCACUGCACGGCAAGUAAAGUGCGAGUUCCUCGAGCGGAAUUGGCCCGGACUGCUGAAGCUGCGAGCCAGGCUAGGCUAGGCUAGGCUAGGCUAGCGUAGCGCCCGGAGCCCCCAGCCGCGGUUCGGGGCGUGAAGCUGGGAAAGGUAACACAGGGGAAGGUGUCGUCACUCAGACUGCUGGGAAAACUCAUCGCGGGUUUCAAGUCAGAGAAGAACUUUUCCACCUUGAUGGGACAACCGCGACUCAACGCAGUGGCCAUGCUGGUUUCAUCCCUGAAGUUAUGGAAAAGCUUUCCCAGAGGAAGACCCGCCGCGCCGCCUGUCUCUUGAUGUGAGCCCUCAGCGUUGGGGUGAGUGCUGUUACCCAGUGGUUUGUUCUUGGGCUGGAUGCUCCUGCGGGUUGUGGAGAGGCGCGCUCCAGAUCGACCACGUGGCUCGUUCUUUGGAAUGGACAACAGGGGGCGCCGCAGCUUCCAGGAAAAAUAAAAAAAAGCAUAAUGUCAGUUUUGCACAACAGAAAAUA
Messenger RNA from Myripristis murdjan (pinecone soldierfish), 3588 nucleotides. Its product is annotated as sorting nexin-4-like. Gene Ontology annotation, molecular function: phosphatidylinositol-3-phosphate binding. Bases 1 to 1344 code for a protein of 447 amino acids. Lineage: Eukaryota; Metazoa; Chordata; Actinopteri; Holocentriformes; Holocentridae. The transcript is spliced from 15 exons. Gene Ontology annotation, biological process: positive regulation of autophagosome assembly; protein transport. The record is from RefSeq and is a predicted model, not a curated record. Gene Ontology annotation, cellular component: early endosome membrane; SNARE complex; plasma membrane.